GACGCCUCCGCUCGCGUCCGCCUGCACUCGCUUUCGGCGUCGCGACGUUCUCAGUUGAUCCGCAGCAUUCGCUCGCUCCGGUCCAGUGCACCUCUAGAACCUGCCUAAAUUUUCAAACACGGAAACGAAGUCGCAAACAAAUUUACAAUUUCUCUUUUCACACUCAUAAAAACAAACCCAAAGAAAAGUACGAUUUCCUCACGAAAGACACUACAGCUAAACAAAACCCAAUUGCUAACACCAAAACAAAUUUAUUAAAGCAAACUGAAAAUUGUUAAAUUUCAAACCUCCUUCCCUUUACUUUUAUUUGCACGCGCGUUUCACGAGGAGAUCCUGUGCGCUUUUUUGUUAAUACGAGUAGACCCAUAAUAUUUCUAUUGUUGUUUGUUGUUGCACGAGUAAAAUGCACGUCGAUUAAGUUCCGGCCCAUCGAAAGUCAUAGCAAAGUUGUUUGUUGUUUUUUUAAUUUCUGUUGAGACGCCGGCAUCUGGUUUUCUUCAGUUCUCUUAGAAACUGUUGUGGAUUAGUUAUUAAAUAAUGUCGUCGGAGAAUUACACGGACUCCGUGGAGAUAACCAAGUACACGGAGGUGAAGACCGUGUUCUACCUCUUGUACGGGAUGAUCUUCUUCUUGGGACUCUUCGGGAAUAUCCUGGUAUGCUACGUAGUGUACUCCAACAAGGCCAUGCAGACUGUAACAAACCUAUUUAUUACCAAUCUGGCGUUAUCCGAUAUACUGCUGUGCGUCCUCGGCAUCCCAUUCACCUCGAUCUAUACGCUGUACGAGGAGUGGCUCUUCGGGCAGGUCAUAUGCCAUUUAGUUCUGUAUGCUCAAGGGACAAGUGUCUACGUGUCGACAUUAACACUAACGGCGAUCGCAGUGGAUAGGUUCUUCGUAAUCCUUUACCCCUUGAGGCAGAGAAUGAGGUUGAAGACUUGCUUGGGGAUAUUGCUAGGUAUAUGGUUAUUCUCCAUGUCCAUCACAAUACCUUAUGGAAUUUGCGUGAACUACUUCACUGAAAACAAUGUGAGUUUCUGCGAGGAAAACUGGACUCACAGUUACUCAGCAACAGCUUUCAGCCUGUUCACUUUGACUUUACAAUUCGCCAUACCGUUCAUCGUGAUUGCUUACUGCUAUUUGAGGAUCUCCAGAAGGCUCAACCAAAGGGCAAAAUCUAAGCCGGGCUCGAAGAGCGCUCGAAGAGAGGAAGCCGAUAAGGAAAAGAAACGCAGAACCAACAGAAUGUUGAUAGCCAUGGUUGCCAUAUUCGGGAUUUGCUGGUUCCCUUUGAACGUGAUAAACCUAGUCAAUGAUUUCAACAAGGUCGAGCAACAUUUCCACUUGUUCUUCCUCAUUUCCUACUGUAUGGCCGUUUCGUCCACUUGUUACAAUCCUUUCCUGUACGCCUGGCUGAACGAGAAUUUCCGCAAGGAGUUUAAACAAGUACUGCCCUGCGCCAUACCUUCCAACCGUUACACAAAUAGAGAUGAACACACUCUGGACACGCUAUUGCAUUCGAGUGUUUUCACAUCACCGGCCAAACACCUAGAACCAAGGGAACCAAUCGCUGAGCGAAUCCCACAGACACAAGAAUUCAAUUUGUAAAUUAACACGUCCAGCGGUGUCUUUCUAGAAGAAAUACAUAUUGUUUUCUAAUUGAAAUACAAAGAAAAAUAUAUUAAUAAUUGUUAAAAAAAAGUAAAAG
Nicrophorus vespilloides is the source of this 1705-nucleotide messenger RNA. Its product is annotated as prolactin-releasing peptide receptor-like. Gene Ontology annotation, molecular function: neuropeptide Y receptor activity; neuropeptide binding. Gene Ontology annotation, cellular component: neuron projection; plasma membrane. Gene Ontology annotation, biological process: G protein-coupled receptor signaling pathway. Lineage: Eukaryota; Metazoa; Arthropoda; Insecta; Coleoptera; Silphidae. The record is from RefSeq and is a predicted model, not a curated record. The coding region runs from base 538 to 1605 and encodes 355 amino acids. The transcript is spliced from 3 exons.